Messenger RNA from Lactuca sativa (garden lettuce), 2745 nucleotides. The record is from RefSeq and is a predicted model, not a curated record. Lineage: Eukaryota; Viridiplantae; Streptophyta; Magnoliopsida; Asterales; Asteraceae.
AUGUAUUUAAUCCCUUGCUUGUUAAACGAUGAUGAGGCUAUGGAGCUCUUUUGCAAGCAUGCACCAUGUGGUCACAAACAUAAAAAAGAUUAUGAGCUGCUUUCAAAAAGUGUGGUUUCUUAUGCUGGUGGACUCCCAUUAGCACUUACAGUUCUUGGUUGUUUUCUAUGUGGAAAAGACAUUAAUGAGUGGAGGAGUGCAAUAGCCAGAUUGAAAGAGAUCCCAGAUACAAAUAUUGUGGAAAAGCUACAGAUCAGCUUUGAUGGACUUACACCGGUUGAGAAAGAGUUGUUUCUUGAUAUUGCAUGCUUCUUCAGAGGCAUAAAGGUGUUGUUAGAAAAGGCGCUCAUAACAAUUUCAGAUGGAAGGUUUGAUAUACAUGAUCUGUUGCAAGAAAUGGGACGCUACAUUGUUAGAGGGGAACACCCUGAGAAUCCAGAAAAACAUAGUAGAGUUUGGAAGAAGGAAGAUGUUCUAAAAAUUUGUGCUAUGGAUGCGACGAAGGAACUUGACAUGGUUAAAGCAGUAAGAUUUGAAUGCAAUAGCUAUGAUCUAGUAGAACUUCCUUCGGUUGCAAACCUGAAAAACCUCCGGUGGAUUGAUUGGAGAGGUGAUCUUGCAAGUCCAUUUCCUACUAACUUUCCACCAAAGAACCUUUGUUGUCUGAUAUUGGAUGACAUCUCGCAGAAACGACUUUGGAGGGGUUAUAAGCAUCUUCCAAAUCUGAAGAUCUUGGAACUUGUUAGAUUGAAUAACCUAAUCAUGACACCAGAUUUUGAUAGAAUUCCAAAUCUUGAAAGACUCAUUCUUCGUGGAUGCCAGCGUUUAAAAAAGAUUCAUCCAUCGAUUGGAAACUUGGAAAGGCUCAUUUUCCUAUCUGUAGAGUUUUGUUCUGGUCUUAAGAUAUUUCCACCGAUUAAGCGACUAAAGAAACUCGAGACCCUUUCAUUAUCAGAUUGCCCCAAACUUUUUAAGCUCUUGGGGAUCCAACAGAAAAUGAAUGGUCUACUGCAUCUUCAUUCAAAUAUUAGUGGGAAAGAAGUUGCAUCCUACAAAAAGUAUUCUUCAAACUUUGUCGUUACUUGUUGGACGUGUGGUGACACAAAAAUUAGAAACCCAGCAGAGGACCUGAUUGAUGUAGAAGAAUGUUGUUUAGAGGAGCCUUAUUUACCUCGCAACAACAAUACAGUGUUACGGUUUUUUCCCAGAGGCUUAAGAAAGUUAAAUCUCCGGUACUGCAGUCUGGGAGAUAAAGACAUUGACUCUGCUGUUUGGGAGUUUCCCAACUUGGAAGAACUCAAUCUAAAAGGAAAUAAGUUUUCAAGAUUAAAUUUUAGUCGAUGGCGACUUCCUCAGCUCAAAUGGCUGGACGUGUCAUGGUGCCAAUUACUUGUAGAAUUGUGGGAUCUGCCAUCAAGUAUAGCUGUUGUUAUAGCGGAUAAUUGUUGGUCACUUGAAAGCUUUGGAGAUAUUUCAAACUGUAAGUGGUUGUGGAAAGUCUCAUUGUGUGGGUACAACAAACUUGGUCCACUUGUUGGUGACAUAUUACUAGACUCCAUGCUCCAGGGAAAUGCUCUUGAAGAUCACUUUAUCAGUGUCAAUCUUGGAUAUCAGAUGAUUCCAAGGGGGUAUUUUAGUAGGCUGUUUAAGGGAACAAAAUUUACAUUGCGUCUUCCAUAUGAUUGGUACAAUGACUUUUCUGGGCUCUUAAUAUGCAUUGUUACCAAAGCAAGACAUCCGCGAAUAAAUAUAAUCAUCAGGCAGGAGGUGGAUGAAGAUAUUCUCUCCGUGCUUUGGCAAGAGUCUAGUGAAGCACCAGCAGAUCCUAAAUAUGAUGGAAGUGGGUCAAUCAUAGGAUAUGUUUCCUUUAGUUCACUGAGGCACACAACAUUAUUGAAUUCUUCAUACAAUAUGAUAUCAUUUUCCAUAGACGGAGGGCAUCUGAGUGGUUUAGCAGCUAACAGUUAUGUUGGAGGUGAGCUUGUUCCUUGGGGAAGUAAAGGUGAUGAGGUGAAAACAACAGAUUGCUCGGAAUUAUUUUGGGACAAGGAAAAUGAAGAUGGUUCAAACACAUUUACAAUCCGACCACAUGAUUCAAAGUCUUCGAUUGAGAUCUUAUGGCGGCCUUACUACACACAGAAAGUGGUUGUCAAAGUGAAUGUACACGAUGAUAAAGGAAAGCGGAAGGUUUUGAAGGCAGUUUCCACCCUUUCAGGGGUCGAGUCCAUAGCUUUCAGCAUGAAAGAGAAGACACUGACUGUCACUGGGGACGUUGAUCCAGUUUUUAUCGUCGGAAAACUGAAAAAGUAUUGCCACACAGAGAUAGUGACCACUGAAAAAGGUUGGUAGAAGCUUUCAGCAGGACCUUCAAUCCUGAAAUCGUACAAGAGUAUCACAAUGAUUGUGUUAUAUCUAAGCUCUUAGACUUGAGGGAGUGAUGUCAGCAAUACCCACUACAAAAAAUAUGUCAAUUAGUGACCAAAACGAAAUGGUCACUAACAAUAGAAUGAGUCGUCACUAAAUGAUUUAGUGACCAAAAUUUCGGUCGUCACUUUUCGUCACUAUAGGUCCGUCACAAAACCGAUUUAGUGACCAGAUAUAAAUGUGGUCACUAAACAGUGACUAAAAUAUAGUCGUCACUAAAUCUGUGACGACCCGCUUCGUCACUAAAUGUUGUCACUAAUCAAUGAAAGUCGUCACUAUUUUAUCUACUUAGUGUCCAAUAAAAGUCGUCACUGUUUUAUC